AUGCCUCAGAAACCUAUCGAUUACAGCGAUAUUAAAGAGUUCAUCCGACAGCAGGAAACACACCCAAAGCCGCUCACUCCCCAGCAACUGAGGGCCAUCUUAGACCUCAAGCGCGCUAUCCGCUCAGGCGAGCUUGACCUCGGUGGCAAAGACUGGGUUAGCCUACUUUUGCGCUAUCGCGAUGCUCACCAAAAAUCAGGAUGCUCUGUCAGCUUCAUUGACCUCUCCGCCCCUGAUAACACAUGGGCUUGUCGCUGUCAAAUCCAGCUCAGUCAAGACAGCAAAACUCUUGCCUUCCCCGUUGCUUAUGGUCCUGAAGUACAGGGCUUUUCUCGAAAGAAAGAUGCCAAGCAGCUAAUGGCAGAGGGCUAUCUGCCUUCGGAUGGCGAGAAUGUUGUUUUCCCCAAGACGAAACCAAAUCUUGCCAUUAAGCAGCCAGUUCCUCCUCCGCAAUGCCCGACUGCUAAAGAAGCAACUCAACCAGAAAUCCAGGCCCCGGAGCAAUCUCAAUCUCCUCCAUCUACUGAAAGCGAUAACGGCGCACCUCUGGCCAGCACAAGCAGCAGUGCCAGCAAUAGCAAUUCCAAUACAGCCGUUUCCUCUCCUCAAGUUACCACAACGCCAGCUCGAAAGACAUCUCCAGGCCAGGACGACAAAGAUAUCCCCGCCACCCAGCGCGUCGUCAAACUCUGUUCAUUACUCGACAUCCAGACUCCUCGCUACCACUUGACCCCUUCACAACCUCCCACCGACAGCACAGACGACGACCUGCCCUCCGGCUGGUACUUCGAUGGCUGGGUCGACUUUGGGCAAGAUAGUGGGGUUAAGAUCCCUCGGGAGGUUAUCGAAGCGGCUAGCGUGAAACAGGUGUACGGGAAAAAACAGGCGAAAGAGAGAAUGGCGGAAAAGCUCCUCAUGUGGUUGAUGGAAGAGCAAAGAAGUAGGGACCAGGAGCUGGGGGCAUUGUUAUCAGGCACACUGGCAGGAAAGGAGGGAGCAUCAUGA
This is a messenger RNA of Thermochaetoides thermophila DSM 1495, 1005 nucleotides long. RefSeq lists its product as uncharacterized. Bases 1 to 1005 code for a protein of 334 amino acids. The record is from RefSeq and is a predicted model, not a curated record. Lineage: Eukaryota; Fungi; Ascomycota; Sordariomycetes; Sordariales; Chaetomiaceae. The transcript has 4 exons.